UGAUUCUUCUCCUUCCUCCCCAAAACGCCAACAAAACCAACAAAAUCUUCACCUUUUAUCUAUCACCAGACAAAUCAAGCCUUCAUCACAGUGAUUUCGUGCACUCUCCGCUGAUCCUAUUACGGUAUUAGUGAAUAUCAGUAAGACGCAGCAAACAUUGAUGGCACAUUUUCUUUCAACUUCGUGCUCUCUAAAUUUUUCCUCUGGUUGUAGACCUUACACUACUAAACCAUUGAUCCAAGACUCGUUGGUAUUUCCUACCUCUUUAGCUUUUCAGACUUCUAAAACCCCAUUUGGAAGGCUUCUCUUGCAAGGGGGGAGGUCACAAAGUACUUGCACAGUGCACGCAAACACACUCUCUCCAAGUAGGGAAGCCCCAAAGGAACCGAGCUAUGGCGUCAAUGAGAGCUCUGGGGGAGCAUCUAAAUCACAGCGGGUAAUGGUCAUUGGUGGAGAUGGCUACUGUGGUUGGGCCACAGCCCUUCACCUAUCCAAGAAAGGUUAUGAGGUUGCCAUUGUUGAUAGCCUGGUACGCCGUCUCUUUGACCACCAGCUUGGUCUUGAUUCCCUGACUCCAAUCUCCUCCAUCCAUGAUCGCAUCCGUUGCUGGAAAUCUCUCACUGGAAAAGCCAUUGAACUCUACAUUGGUGAUGUUUGUGAUUUUGAGUUCUUAUCAGAAGCCUUCAAGUCAUUUGAGCCUGAUUCUGUUGUUCAUUUUGGGGAACAGCGGUCUGCUCCUUACUCCAUGAUUGAUCGGUCAAGAGCAGUAUUUACACAGCAAAACAAUGUGAUGGGAACACUGAAUGUUCUCUUUGCUAUAAAAGAGUAUAGAGAGGAGUGUCAUCUAGUGAAGCUUGGGACCAUGGGAGAAUAUGGGACUCCAAAUAUUGAUAUUGAAGAAGGUUACAUAACAAUUACUCAUAAUGGAAGAACAGAUACUUUGCCCUACCCCAAGCAAGCAAGCUCUUUCUACCAUUUGAGUAAGGUUCAUGAUUCAAAUAAUAUAGCCUUCACUUGCAAGGCUUGGGGGAUUAGAGCCACUGACCUAAACCAAGGAGUGGUAUAUGGGGUGAGAACGGAUGAAACCGAGAUGCAUGAAGAGCUCAGCAACAGGUUUGAUUAUGAUGGAGUGUUUGGAACUGCAUUAAACCGGUUCUGUGUUCAGGCUGCUGUUGGUCAUCCACUUACUGUGUAUGGCAAAGGGGGUCAGACCCGGGGAUAUCUUGACAUCCGAGAUACGGUUCAGUGUGUUGAGAUUGCCAUUGCAAAUCCAGCAAAGGCUGGUGAGUUUAGGGUCUUCAAUCAAUUUACUGAGCAGUUCUCUGUCAAUGAACUUGCUGCGCUUGUCACAAAAGCGGGAGAAAAGCUUGGACUUGAUGUGCAAACCACAUCUGUGCCAAACCCAAGAGUUGAAGCAGAGGAGCACUACUACAAUGCGAAACACACCAAACUUAUCGAGUUGGGACUUAAACCUCACCUUCUCUCAGACUCUCUUUUGGAUUCAUUGCUCAAUUUUACUAUCAAGUACAAGGAUCGUGUUGACACAAAGCAAAUAAUGCCCAGUGUUUCUUGGAGAAAAAUGGGGGCUAAGCCGAGAACUGUUACAGCGUAGUUGAGUGGGGUAGUGUAAAUGUGAUAAAUAGUUGUAUACGUGUUUGAGGACGUUAUAGAUCUGCAUGCCUUUGCCUCUGUUUUUAGUUGGUUAUUAGGUCAUUUUUACUUCUUCUACCUUUUUUACAUAAACGUGAUAUAUGAUUGCUCAGUUGCAAUCUAAGAACUGGUGAGUUUCAAAUAA
This is a messenger RNA of Prunus dulcis (almond), 1795 nucleotides long. Its product is annotated as UDP-sulfoquinovose synthase, chloroplastic. The transcript has 3 exons. Gene Ontology annotation, molecular function: UDPsulfoquinovose synthase activity. The record is from RefSeq and is a predicted model, not a curated record. Gene Ontology annotation, biological process: sulfolipid biosynthetic process; glycolipid biosynthetic process. Bases 161 to 1612 code for a protein of 483 amino acids. NCBI's taxonomy places the organism in Eukaryota, Viridiplantae, Streptophyta, Magnoliopsida, Rosales, Rosaceae.